AUGGUUAAGCUAGUUGAGUAUCCCCGUACAGCUACGUUUGCCUGGUCUAAUGAUAAGGUGCCGUUGUUGGCUACGGGUACGGCGUCAGGGACGGUAGAUGCAGAUUUUUCUAGUGCAUCUACUCUUGAGUUAUGGUCGGUGCUUUCCAGGGACGCAAGGACCCCCCAGGGGAUGAUUGUUGCUGAUGCGAAGUUCAAUGAUUUAGAGUGGAGCAAAGACGGGAGUAUUUUAGCAGGGGCUUUAGACAAUGGGGUUGUGGAGUUCUUUAAACCUGAGGAAUUGCGGUCUGUGGCGAAGGUCAAAAAGCAUACGACUGCGGUACAGACGUUACGGUUCAAUGCGAAACAGAGUAAUGUGUUGGUAUCUGGGGGCAGCCAAGGUGAGAUCUAUGUGUGGGAUACGAACAAGAUUGCAACGCAGGGUUACAGUCCGUUUGGGCCUGGUGUUGCGAUGACUCCGAUUGAAGAGGUGCAAUCGCUUGCGUGGAACCAGACGUUGGCACAUGUAUUUGCGUCUGCCGGGUCUUCAGGGUUUGCGUCAAUUUGGGACUUGAAGGCCAAAAAGGAAGUGAUUCAUCUAAGUUAUACAUCACCUACUUCUGGGCUGAAGAACCAGCUGUCUGUGGUGGAGUGGCACCCUAGCAACUCUACGAAGGUCGCUACUGCUACGGGCAAUGACAACGAGCCUGUAAUUCUAGUUUGGGAUCUUAGAAAUUCCAAUGCGCCUCUAAAAGUUUUAUCUCAGGGCCAUUCCAAGGGUAUUCUUUCGCUGGACUGGUGUCAGCAGGAUGACAAACUCAUGAUUUCCAGUGGCCGCGAUAACACGUGUAUUCUAUGGAACCCUGAAGAAGCUCAAAAGUUAACACAAUUCCCAACUCGUGGCAAUUGGUGUUUCAAGACGAAGUUCGCUCCUGAGGCUCCCGAUUUGUUUGCCAGUGCCUCCUUCGAUAACAAGGUUCAAGUACAGACGUUACAAAAUUUGGCCAAUAAAUUAGACCUGGAUGAAACAGCAUUUAAGCAGCAGGAGUCCGACACCGAAUUUUGGAACAAUGUAUCACAGAAUGAGUCAAAUGAAAAACCCAACGUGACAAAAUUACAGGCACCAGUAUGGUAUGGUAAUAAAUCACCUGCUGCACAAUGGGCUUUUGGUGGUAAACUGGUUUCCAUUUCUUCAGAUGGCCGGAGCGUUAACGUUACCAAGCCGUAUCUUGCAGGCUUUAACAAGAAUUCCUCGUUGGAUGAAGCCUUGCAAACCAAAGACUUUAUUCCUAUUAUCAACAAGCGAUUGGCCCAAACAAUUGAUUCUACAAACGAAGAGGACUGGGCGUUGUUAGAAAGCUUAUCCAUGGAUGGAAUGGACACAUAUUUGAAGGAGUCCUUAACUUUUGAUGGCGAUGAUACAGUCGACUUUUCCACGGAGACUAGGGAAGAAGACUUUUUUAGUAAUUUGACUGAGCGUUUUGAUCCACAUGGCCCUUUCGAACUAGACGAUUCAAACCCUGCCAUAAUCACAAGUUUAUUGAAAGGCGAUUUGACAAAGGCUAUCAAUUCCACCUUAGAACAUGGUCUAUUAUUAGAAUCAUUAAUUAUCGCUUUGAAUUCUGAGGAUGAGGAGUUAAAACAAAAGGUUAAAAACGCAUACUUUUCCAAAUACGCCAAUACUUCCUCCUUGGCAAGAAUGUUAUACUCUGUUUCACAGAGGCAGGUUGAUGACAUAGUCGAUAACGUACAUGUCUCUCAAUGGAAACACAUUGUUAGCGCAAUAAACACUUAUGCAAAGGACGAAAACAAGAACGAGUUUUUGAACAGGUUGGGUGAUAGGUUGUUACAAGCGGGGGAAAGACAAAAUGCUGUGACGGUAUACUUGGCAGGCAAUUCAUUAGAAAAGGUGGCAUCCAUUUGGUUGAGGGAACUACCAUCAUUGGAAGAAAAAUUCAGAUCUCAAAAGAGCACGCUUAAUGAAGCGCAUAUAGAGUGCUUGACCGAAUUUGUAGAACGGUUUACAGUCCUUUCCAGGUAUGUCAAUAAUACUUCUUCCACAACACUUACCAACGAUGAGUUGAUCUCUAAAUUUUUAGAGUUUGUGAACUUAACUUCUUUUAGUGGUGACUUUGAGUUGGCAUUGAAAUUCUUGGAUAAUUUGCCUGGAGAUAAUCCUCAAGUAAAGACAGAAAAGCAGCGUGUGCUAAUUGCAUCUGGAAAGUUCGGGAAUACUUCUACUGUUAGGAAGGCUAAAUAUGGAUCGAAUUCUUCCGUUGCUCCUGGUACUUCUAUGCCAAUAGGAGGCCUUCCUGCACCAAACCAGUUGGCUGACCGUGUGCCAGCUUACAAUGGUGCAGGUGCAAAUGCGGUGGGCCAAAAUAUGCAACCACUAAUGCAAAGACAAAAUGCAUAUGGUGCAACUACUGCCUACCCUGCCAAUGUUCUACCUUCAAACAGAUAUGCCCCAUCUUCUUCCGUAUCUCCUUCAACUACCACUCCUGCCAACACCCAUGCUCAACUGGCUGCUCCAAGCAACUCAUAUGCUCCCUCUACAAAUAACCCAUAUGCUCCUUCACCUAAUUUAGGUUUUAUUCCGGCAACACCAGGUGCAAACAAUAUGUAUGAUGCUCCUCAUCAGGGCAGAAAUCUUAGUCAGCAAGCCCCAUUAUCUUCUUUAGAUCCAAAUUCUCGGGUUCUGUCUGGACAAAAGCCUUACCUGAAUAAGAGUGCUAACAAUGGUUGGAAUGACUUACCUGAAAUUGUUAAGGAGAAGAACACUAGAGCCAAAGCUGUGUCUACUGCUCCAAUGAAUGUGGCUCCAGGGCAAGGUUUGCAAUCUACGGGUGGAUCUGCUACAAAUGCUGUUCCACCACCACCACCUUUGAGUAGAGUUACAUCCGCUACUAGCGUGGUAGGCUCUCUAUUACCACCCCCGCAAAGAACCUCCAGAACUCCAUCUAUGGUACAAGCCAAUCUGAACAACGCAGCACCGGUAAACCCAUAUGCACCACCUGCAACCUCUAAAAACCCUGCUUCACCUCCUACCAACCCAUAUGCCCCUCCAUCAUUCACACCAACGUCUAGCGCAAGCCCAUACGCUCCACCCCCACCCCCAUUAGCCCAUUCAGCGACAACAGCACAACCCAACCCAUACGGCCCUCCCCCUUCAACUGUUUCUGCUCCACCAAAAAGUGUCCCUGCCCCUCCACCAAAGUCCAAGACUAGAAAAUCUGCUUCCGGAACCGGUAAUAUCGAUUCUGCAAACGAACUGUUAACCUCUAUCCAAAAACCUCCGAAUGGCUCUGCCGCACCAUCAAGGCAACCCGGUCUAUCUUCCACUCCUGUUGACCCAGGUUCAAUUGCAGAAGAACCAUCCGUAGUUCCUCCGGAGCAGCAGUCCCUAAUUGAAUUCUUAACCGAGGAAUUAGCCCGUGUCACACCAUUGGUUCCUGCUGAGUACAACAAACAAUUGAAGGACUGCAACAAGAGAUUACGUAUUUUGUUCGGACACAUCGAAAAGCAAGAUCUGUUGUCUCCUCCAACAAUCGAAAAACUGCACAACAUAGUAUCACUUCUGAAGGAACGCAAUUAUUCGGCUGCAUUGGCUGUCCACGUAGAUAUUGCUACAAACCAUGCACAGGAGGCAGGCAAUUGGUUGACUGGUGUAAAAAGAUUAAUAGGUUUGGCGGAAGCCACUUCGGGUUGA
Eremothecium cymbalariae DBVPG#7215 is the source of this 3687-nucleotide messenger RNA. RefSeq names its product Sec31p (gene SEC31). Gene Ontology annotation, molecular function: protein binding; structural molecule activity. NCBI's taxonomy places the organism in Eukaryota, Fungi, Ascomycota, Saccharomycetes, Saccharomycetales, Saccharomycetaceae. The record is from RefSeq and is a predicted model, not a curated record. The coding region runs from base 1 to 3687 and encodes 1228 amino acids. The transcript has a single exon. Gene Ontology annotation, biological process: intracellular protein transport; COPII-coated vesicle cargo loading; endoplasmic reticulum organization. Gene Ontology annotation, cellular component: COPII vesicle coat; endoplasmic reticulum exit site.